Messenger RNA from Schistosoma intercalatum, 3159 nucleotides. The record is from the annotation of a GenBank genome assembly. NCBI's taxonomy places the organism in Eukaryota, Metazoa, Platyhelminthes, Trematoda, Strigeidida, Schistosomatidae.
GCUUUCAGCUAUCUCAAGGCUACCUCCUCAUUCGCAGAUGGACUGUGGUAACGGCUUCAAGAUAAAUUUGGAACAUUCUUCAGAAAAUCCUCUUGUUUGUUCAGUGUGCUCAGGUCGUGAAGUGUUUGGUAUAUUACCUGCUUGUCUGCAUGUAGUAUGUGUAACAUGUGCAGAAUAUAUGCGUAAGGAUGAUGUAUACCGUUGCAUUUUAUGCAAAGAAUCAAGCCAAAAGAUUAUCAGCAAUCCUAACAUUUGUAAUUCCGAAAACACCAAUAAGUCACCCACAUGCAAUUGGUGCCAUGACAAUGGAGAACAGACGAAAUCAAUCGGACAUUGCGAAGAUUGUGACAUAUGGUUAUGUGGAGAAUGCCUAAAGGGUCAUAACAGAAUGCCUCCAUUACGUAACCAUAACAUUACACUGCUUUCAAAAAGCGAACAUCUAGGCUCACUACGAUGUGAAGCACACCCGAACGAAGCACUAGAAUGCUUCUGUGAGGCUUGUGGAGUAUUAACUUGUCGUGACUGUCAGCUAUCAGUUCACAGAGAUCAUGGAAGCCAUCGGUGGGUUGGAGAAAAAGCUGUUCAACUAAAGGCUCCUUUAGAAGAGGGCAUUCAAAACCUCAAAGAAUCAGAAAAAAAACUAUCUUCUGCCUUACUUUGUGCUACUAGCGCUCGUACUUGCAUGGAGGACAGCUUCAUAUUCAGUGUGGAAAAAGCUCGUCAAGAUAUCAAGUCACGGACGUCUUCCCUCAUUGAUUGCAUUCAAAAUCGUUCUGAAUGCCUCUUGAAUGAACUUGACAAAAAGGCAGAUACAUAUAUUGGUCGACUACAGGAGACGGAGAAUUUGAUACGUAAGCUCCAGGAACAGAUAAAUUUUGCGUCGGCAUUUUCUAGUCAUCUCAUUCAAAAUGUGGACAAUGAUCCUGCUAGCUUAGUGCAGUUGUAUGAAACUGUCAAACUUCGACUUGAUUUGCUUCAAAUACUGUCUGAACAAGUUUUGAGUGAUUCGCCGUCCGUAAUUGAUUCAUUGGAUCAAAAACUGAAAGAUCGAGUUAAAGAGUCCAGUUUAUGGUCUGAAAAUGUUAUUGGCUGGCAUACUAUGGUCAAUACACGAGCAUUGUUUCUUGGCACCUGGGAUGCUGAGGAAUUAUGUCGAUAUUCUGGAACAAUAGCAUGGUUACCCAAACAAGCUAAAAAUACCUUUUCUCUCAAGGACAAUAAUCAAACAUUUGGCAGUCAGGUAGUUGUAAAGACAGAAAAUGGAUUAUCGAAAAAUAAUGACUUUGCAAGUAAUCAACUGUCUGCUGAUACGAAUGAUUUUCUGGAUUCUCUAGCAGAAUUGGAUGGUGAUAAAUGGAUAUGUGGAGAAGCUAAUGGUGAAUCUAAUUCUUCUCCAGUGGGAUGUGCUAUCUGUUUUGGAGUUGGACUACUCGCACACUGUGGGCGUUGUAACCGGGCAUAUCACUUGGAUUGUCAUUUACCUCGGAUAAACAGUAUUUCAUUAACACCUAGUUGGGUUUGUGGUCUAUGCGCCGACGAUGAGGUUGAUUCAGCUGUUCAUGCUGAGCAGGCAGUAAAUGGAAGGUUUUCACGCAGUGAUUAUCUAGCAGGGUGUCGAAUUUUAAUGGGUUUGCUAGUUCACGAAGAGGCUGUUCAUUUUACUGCAUCGGUUUGUCCAGCAUGUUCGGUUCCCCUACUAUCUACUAGUCAAUCUAUGCCUCAUUGUCCUGAAGGUCAUCUUUAUCAUCGUCUUGCAGAACUUCGGUUAUACUUAGAAGAAGCAGCUUCCACUCCAAAUGGUCGUUCAGAUACAUAUUCCAAUCCUUAUUCAGACAGUAAUCAAUGUCAUUUCACUUGCCUCAGUGAUUGGCUCAUAGAGGUAGAUAAAUUUUGGUCAGAUGCUGCUAAAGAAACUAAUUAAUAGUUUGACAGAAAUAAUGCUAAUUUUCAAUACAUAAAGGUUUUUGAAGAAUUCCAUUAGCAUUACGAAUUGUUGCAGGCUUUUCAAAAUUGUGUAAAUCUCUCCAAGGAAUGUCAAGGUUAUUGAAAUGCUUGUUCGUAAUUUUAAGUCAUCACAUGACGUAUUAUUAUUGAAUUGAAGUGUUAGUAUAUGUGAACAAGGUAACUAAUGCUAAGGCUGUUAAAGUAACAGUUUUCAGAUGGACAAUCCCGUUUCCCGUCAAUUUCCUAACCCUGAUCGAUGAUUAAUAAAAAGGCAAAUUAGUACAGGGAAACUGAGAAAACUGUACUUCUGAAUAGAUAAAGAUUCGUGGCUCCACUAAGGGGUGUCUACAAGCAGCACGUCGGCUUCGAUCUCGUCUAAACUCACUUGUUCGUGAACAUCGACCGGACUGUGAAGCUGUUUUAUCGGGCAAAACAAUAGCUAAUGAUUUGAUCAGUGAACCACUUAGUAAUAAUCCAUCUGUUGUAGAUAACUAUGUACCAGAGCCGUAUGUAUUGAAUACAUCUCCCGUUCCUGUGAAAAACGAAGUUGGUGAAUAAUAGUUCAGUAAAAGCAUCAGCACUUGUAUAACCCGGUUAACUAAGCAAGCAAGCAGUUCAAUAUACACUCCCUAGCAUAUGUACACUAUAUAUAUUUCAUAUUGUAUUAUCCCAUUUUUGUAUAUGUACAAGUAUGAUUGUUUUUGCAUAUUCCUUACUUUGUUAAGCAAGUUAUCUAUAAGCUAUUCUUUUUUUGUACACUAUACUUGAUAUUGUAUUUUAGUGUUACGUAAUCUUUUUGUUACUUGACAAUAACACUUUAUCUCUUCAUUUCCCAAAAUGUAUGGAAGCAUUUAUGUAUUUAUAUAUCUGUUGUUUCGUUGAAUGCUCUAUUUUGAAUGAUAGUUUUUUAAGGGGGAUACAUAACCAAGUGUGUAAAUCGUCACCUGUUCCUCUUCUACUCUAAGGUAUCCAUAAUCUGUUUCGCAUAUAAAUAUCUUAGUUGAGGACUUCUCAUAAUAUUGUCAAGUCAGAGUCUGUGUAAAGCUAUAAUUAAAACAAAUACAAAUCAACCUUCAACAAUUUAUGUUUUAAACAUUAGCGGUGACCCAACGUAAUAAAAUAGGAGUACAUUGAUAGUAAUAAACAGAUUAAAAUAUUUAUGGACUCGCGUUUUUUAUACGAAGUAGUUGUAUCAAGAUAGACCACACCAAUGUU